AUGAGCUCUAUACGCGGCUCAGGCAAUCUGAUUGGGAUGAGCUCUGCCUGUUCACUACCAUUAAAAAGGGGCACUUUGCAUCCGCAAUUUCAACGAGUCUGUCGCGUCUCUGGCCGCCACUUCUGUGCCCCACAACAAAUCUCUGGUGUCUGUCGACGCCCCAGCUCGACAGUAACAUCUCCCCGGGCACCAGCCGACUCGAAAGCGACAAGUCUCCGUGCCAAUGUCAGGCGUUCUGCCUCAAGUAAAGCCGUCCAAAAGCCAAGGCCUGCAACGGAACGGGAUGAGUCGCAAUCGGAGUCGGUGAGCGAUCCAUCUCACAUUCAACCUUUCGACCCAGGGACCGUCUCUGCAGUCACCAAGGGUCAAAAUAGUCAGGGCGCCCGUCAUGUCCAUCCGCAAAUCCGGCGAGACCGACCUCUUCGCGAGAGAGUCAAGGGUUUGAUGCGCCACGUGCCCCAUCCUGUUGCUGUCAUUACCUCUACCGAUACAUCUGCCCAUGCCGACGGCGGUCCUUCCACAUGGCGAGGAGCUACAGUAUCUUCCUUCAACACUGUAACGUUGGACCCGACGCCGAUUGUUUCUUUCAACAUCAAGCAGAUAUCUACGACAUACGGGGCCAUCAGAGCUUCCGGCCUCUUUAAUGUUCACCUAUUUCUCUGCGAUCAAACCGGGAGAGAAAUCGCGGAGAAAUUCGCGCGCGGCAACCUGUAUUGCCCCUUUCACUCAAGUGAUGGGACUUUGGCUACGUUUGCCCGGUGGCGAUCGGACACACCGUCAGCAUUGCUAGCGAAUUCACCCCCCAUCAUCCAAUAUUUUCCCAAACUUCAGAUCAGGUGCCGGUAUCUCCCAGAAAAGGCAGUAGAAAUUGAAGAUCACAUGGUGCUAUUCGGCGAAGUUGAGCAUGUAUACGAUAGAUUGGACGGCGUUGAUGACUCGAAUGUCUGUCUGUACUAUGUAAAUGGCCGCUAUGCCCAAGCGCCCCAGGGAUACGCACAUCGGCCAUGA
Messenger RNA from Cladophialophora psammophila CBS 110553, 1008 nucleotides. RefSeq lists its product as uncharacterized. The coding region runs from base 1 to 1008 and encodes 335 amino acids. The transcript has 2 exons. The record is from RefSeq and is a predicted model, not a curated record. Gene Ontology annotation, molecular function: FMN binding; riboflavin reductase (NADPH) activity. NCBI's taxonomy places the organism in Eukaryota, Fungi, Ascomycota, Eurotiomycetes, Chaetothyriales, Herpotrichiellaceae.